Messenger RNA from Myotis myotis, 3305 nucleotides. RefSeq names its product stimulated by retinoic acid gene 6 protein-like. Gene Ontology annotation, molecular function: retinol transmembrane transporter activity; signaling receptor activity. Bases 45 to 2057 code for a protein of 670 amino acids. The transcript has 18 exons. Lineage: Eukaryota; Metazoa; Chordata; Mammalia; Chiroptera; Vespertilionidae. Gene Ontology annotation, biological process: vitamin A import into cell. Gene Ontology annotation, cellular component: plasma membrane. The record is from RefSeq and is a predicted model, not a curated record.
AGGCCACCCACUUGCUUCGAUUUCUCUGGUAAAUAUUUGACUGGAUGUUUACCUUUUCCGUGAGUUUUCUGGGUGCUGUGAAGAGAACGGGGUGGAACUCCGGACUGUCAGAAGCAGUCAUAACCAAGAGGCUGGAGAAGCUCAAAGGACAACCCGCUCACCGGGGCUGCGGGUGGUGCUUUCCCACCGAGAUGAUUUCCACAGCGGAGAGGACAAGGCAGUUAAAUGGCACCUGCGCUGGCUUGGUGGACAUGGAACUCUUUCUCCAUUACUCCCUCAUCCCAUCACUUUUCAUCAUUUUGGUCUUGUCCUUUCUCCAAAGACGAGAGCACUGCAGACAGAGAGAUGACACUUCUGACCUCUUGGAGAACCACUUUGGAAUUAUCAUACCUCUGGACUUCGUGGGCACCUUUCGUAACCGAUGGUCCUACGGAAUUGCCUUCGGAGCCACAGCCAAUAAGGUCAUGUUCCUGUUCUCAGAAGGCUCCCAGCUCCUGCAGAUCCCGCAGUGGGCCCAAGCCUUUGUGCUUCUGAUUGGAGGCUUCGAAGUCGGCCUGUCCCACUUCCCCUUCUUUGCCUGCCUCUCCUCGGAGUUCCAGCUGGUCAGCUCCAUCCUGGGCUUCCUCUACUCUCUGAUCUGGUUUGCUGUCACCAUUCUUCACAUCAUACAGUGUCCCCAUGGGCAGUUUUUGGGGAGCUAUGAGACCGUCAUGUUCUACUGGCCCUCGUUGCUGUGCCUGUCCUUCCUGCUGGGCCGCUUCCUGUACAUGUUCGUCAAGUCUCUGAGGGUCUACCUGGGCUGGGAGCUGCAGACGGAAGAAAAGCCGUUUCUGGAAAUCCAUCAGGCAGAGCACGUCAAGCAGCUCCUGCGGAAGCCCCCCCUGCAAGAGAAAAAAAAGUCUUGGUUUCAAAGCAGGAUCUACGAGUGGGACCCCUGCUUCCAGUUCCCAAGCAGAAUGAUCGGAACCGCCGUGUUGGCUUCCAUCUGCCUGUAUCUCUUCAUUGUCAUUGAGUUCUGCGUGUUCGUGUAUGUGAGAGACCAGCUGGAUGUGUUUGAAGGCGAGUUAGAGAGCUACAUUGCCUCCGCGAACCAGACUGGGACCCUGACCCCAGUCAUCCUGCAGAUGAAGGAGCUGAUGAACAUCUCCAAAGGAGUCUGGGUGGUUACCAUUCUUCCUGCCUUCCUCACGUGUGUGAGCUAUCUAUUCCACAUUUUGGCUUGUUACAGAAAGCACGUGAAGAGGUUGUGGGCAGGAAAUAAACACUUUCUCCCUCUGAAGUUCCGUAACCCUUCCUCCUCAGGGAGUGUGGCGGCCAUUGCAAGGUACUCUGGCUGGCAGAUAGCCUACAUUUUGUGGGGCUACCUCAGUAUCCACGUGGUGCAGAGCCUGUGUGGCAUGGCGAUCAUGUACAGCCUGGUGUUGCCCAUCACCCACAACCAGGGCCUGGAGAUGCUCCAAGGACUGGGCAUUGGAAUCCUCACCAUAUCCAUCGUCCUGGGUCUCAUGAUCCUGCAGGUAUGGAUCGCUGCCAGCUUCUUCCUGCAACCCAAGAUGGGCACAGCUGACAAGCAGAAGCCCUUGGCGCUCAACAACAGGAAAAUGUUCCACAACUUCAACUACUUUCUGUUCUUCUACAACGUGCUGCUGGGCCUGGGCGCCUGCCUCUCCAGGCUUCUCAUCAGCUGCAUCCUGGGCACAUGGCUGAUUGCCCGCAUCGACAGGACCAUCAUGCAGAACGGCUACGAGGGAGCCGACAUGGGGUUCAGUGCAUGGGUUGGCAUGCUCUAUGUGGACCAUUAUCACACCAACCCCGUGCUCGUCAGCUUCUGUCACAUCCUGCUCACAGGCCUGAGGGAGAGGAAGCUGCAGCAGGCCAUCAGAUGUGAGCACCUGCGUCAGUCAGCAGGUCCCCGCACCUCGGCGAGGCCCAGGACAAGGUGGCGCCUGCUGCAGACCCUGAUCAACAACCCCAGACUGGGCAUGCUCAGAAAGUCAAAACCAGACCACGGCUCCCAGGAGUUCACCCAGAUCCUGCUGACGUGCUCGGAGAGCUGACGUGGCCUCCGGCACCGCUCCUCGCCACGCCCGGAUGACGGCUGCCCAGCAGCUGCCCCCCAGAGCGAUGGCACGCCCAGCCACUGUCCACAUAGAUGGCGCGUGGCAGUGGCCCCUCAGGGUAUCAUCUGGGCGGAACGAUGAAGGCUCAGGGCUAAUUCACUCCUCUAGUAACAAGACCAAGCACGAAAGAGAAACUCCGUUGAACAAACUUUGUCCAGUCAUGAUUUCUCCUCCCCACGGUUGGGAGACACCCUUGGGGAGUUCCGUGUUGAGACGCACUUAGUGUGACCACAGGGCAGAGCUUUGUGUCACUGAGGAAGGUGGUAAACCUUCCUUAUCAGGAUAGUUUAACCGCCUGAUCGUUUUUCUCUGGGAGAAAGUACGGCCUUAAUUCAAACAGGGCCCUCAUUGCUUCCUCCUUUCCAGGCCUUACCGUGGUGAGAGAGAAGGAAACCUGUGGUCCAGCCUCCCAUCUGGUAGCGGGAGCAGGCACACACUGAGUUCUCCCUGCCGGGACGACUGGGCCUUGGUCACAGAGAUGUACACAUUCUCUCUGGCAAGGGGAUCCCCUGGGAAAGCCACCUUCCUGGGGAGGCAGAGGUGGGCGUGCAGGCAUUCUAGGUGGGGGACGAUAAGAGCACAGCCGCGAGAGCAGGUGCGUUUGACGAGGGUGAGCCCUCCGGUGCCUGCAGUGCAGGACGUAGGGGACUGUUAGACCCUCCAGGGAGGCCCAGACGUGGCCACGCUGGAAGCCUGGACAUUCCUCUCUGUGCAGAGGGCCUGGGACUUACCCAGAUCCUUCACACCCAAGCACGAGGUCUCUGAUGGCCCAGGGUCUGUACAAAGUCCGACCAUUCACAGUGCAAGUGCCAGGAGGACUCCCAACAGGGUGAGGGAGGUCCCUGUCCACCUCCCAGAGCCAUUGAACUUCAGGAAUCAUUACUGAGCACCCAUUGUGAACCCAGUCCUGUUGCUAGGUGUUUGCUGGACUUAUCUCUUAAUCCCCACAACCAAGCUUUGUCAUUCUGCGUUUAGAAGCUGGGAAAACGGGCACUCGGGCUGCUGGGAUCCCCACAUCAUGGCUUCUUAGCCGUGUGGCAUUGGCUAAAUUACAUUGUCUUUCUGUGCUUUUCCUCACAUAGAAAAGGGCUAAUACCUACAAUACCCAAAAUUAUUUGGGGGAUGAAAUGAGUUAAUCCAAACACUCCUAAGUUAAUGCCUGAUUUACCCUCAACUCUCAAUAAA